GCCCUCUGUUAGCAACUUGUGGCUAGCUCGCUACCAAGGAAGGCAGAGUGCUCCGAGAUCUGUUCUUCAGACACCACCCCGACUGUCCGCCCGUACAUAAAUCGGUGAGUAAACGUUAAUUCAACAGCGCGCUGACAAUCCCUUGACGAUUGGAAUACCGUUGUCGUGAUACUGCGGGGUGUCCAAACGAAGAGGAGAGAGAAACGUUUUUUUACCCUCUAACGUGAGCAAAGGCUGCUAGCUUUUGUUGUGCUGGUAACGUCAACGACUCCCGUAAGGUCAUUGAAGUCCAGAUGCAUGAGUCUGGGUCAGAACCAGCACACACCAUUCCAGCAAGUCAGACAGAGAACGGGAAUACUAGUGAGAAUGAGAGUCGAGUGAGGAGCAGCCAGACUCCUCCUCCAGAGGCACCCAGGGUCCCAGUGUCAUUAUCUAUGAUGACCCCACCAGCAGAAACCCCACAGCAGUUGCAGCAGACACCGCAGCAGCAGCAGGUCCUCAGUCCUCAGCAGCUCCAAGCGCUGCUCCAGCAGCAGAAAGCACUCAUGUUACACCAGCAACAAAUUCAAGAGGUCUUCAAGAAUCAGCAAGAGCAGCUAAAUAUUCAGCUGCUGCAACAGAAGAAUGCUGGGAUUGUUAGUCAAGAGCUGACAGCCCAGCAGAUUGCCAUCCAGCAGCAGCUCCUCCAGGUACAGCAGCAACAUCUCCUCAACCUGCAGAGACAAGGCCUGCUGUCUGUCCUUCCCUCUAGCCCCAUUGCACUCACAGUUUCAGGCUGUGAGAAUGGUAGCAUCCUGUCCACGGGGGGAGACACCAGAGGGUCUUCAAGUACACAAUCUACCACCAACGGUCAUCACACUCUUCUGAAGAGGAAAGAAAGUGGGUCACUGGAUGAAAACACACAGAAUAGCCAUGCUCUGUAUGGAAAUGGCAUGUGCAAAUGGCCUGGCUGUGAGACCGUCUUUGGAGACUUUCAGGCAUUUCUCAAACAUUUGAACAACGAGCAUACCCUGGAUGACAAGAGCACAGCACAGUGUCGUGUGCAGAUGCAAGUAGUUCAGCAGUUGGAACUGCAGUUGAAGAAGGACAAAGAGCGACUGCAAGCAAUGAUGGCUCAUCUGAAGUCCUCUGAACCCAAACCCGCAGCGCAGCCUGUGAAUCUGGUGUCUAAUGUAUCCUUCUCCCAGGCAACAUUGCCCAAAGGCCCUCCUCCUAUGAGUUUGUCUCAGAGUGCCACGGCACCAUCCACACCCCUGAUGCCGCUCUCUGAAUCCCCCUCAGUCCUCACUCCCAAUAGCAUGUUCACUGGAACUCCUGUACGGAGGCGAUAUAGCCGCUCUGUGAGCCAAGGUAACGAUAUAGUUGAUAAUAAGGAGUUCUACUUGAGCACAGAAGUUAGACCUCCAUUUACAUAUGCGUCUCUCAUAAGACAGGCUAUAUUUGAAUCACCUCGCAAUCAGCUGACGUUGAAUGAAAUCUACAACUGGUUCACAAGAAACUUUGCAUAUUUCAGGCGCAAUGCAGCUACCUGGAAGAAUGCCGUGAGACAUAAUCUCAGCCUCCAUAAAUGCUUUGUACGUUUGGAAAAUGUGAAGGGAGCUGUGUGGACAGUAGAUGAGAUUGAGUUCCACAGGAGAAGGCCCCAGAAGGCUGCUGGCAAUGGGUCUCUGCUGAAGAACUCACAGAACCACCAAAGCUCAGCUGGGUCUGCUCAUCAGAGUGGUGGUUUUGACGGCAACAGCUGUCCCUACAACCCAGCCUCUAUGGGCAGCAUCCCUUUUCACUCUCUGUCCCACGUUCUCCAAGAGCAGAUGAAUGGAGUCCUUGCUAAUGGAUCUGGAUACCAAAGUGACAGCAGUGCAACGCAGUCACCUCCACAAGCCUUCAUUAAAGAGGAGCAGGAGGAUGAGGAGAUAUGUGAAGCGUAUCCCUAUGAAUCACCAGAGAGCACAGACGAGCAAGGCCCCAGCCCGGAGAUGCACCAUGAUGAAGACAACGGCAGCCCGGAGAGGCCCAGUCUUCAUUUUGAUCGCGUGCCUUCUCUCUGACUACGAGGUCCAAGUUCUCCACUGCAAGGCAGCCUCACUCACAGCCUGUGUGACUUUGUAUUCCAAAAGUUUCCAAAAACAA
Molecule: messenger RNA, 2130 nt
Organism: Etheostoma cragini (Arkansas darter)
Lineage: Eukaryota; Metazoa; Chordata; Actinopteri; Perciformes; Percidae
Product: forkhead box protein P1-B-like
Exons: 16
Coding region: 294-2048 (584 amino acids)
Biological process (GO): regulation of transcription by RNA polymerase II
Cellular component (GO): nucleus
Molecular function (GO): DNA-binding transcription repressor activity, RNA polymerase II-specific; RNA polymerase II cis-regulatory region sequence-specific DNA binding
Source: RefSeq, a predicted model, not a curated record